CCAAGGAAGAUACAGCCAAGGAAGAUACAGCCAAGGAAGAUACAGCCAAGGAAGAUACAGCCAAGGAAGAUACAGCCAAGGAAGUUACAGCCAAAGAAGAUACAGCCAAAGAAGAUACACCCAAAGAAGAUACAGCCAAAGAAGAUACAGCCAAAGAAGAUACAGCAACAGAAGAUACAGCAAAAGAAAAUACAGUUAAUUCAUCUAUUGAAACACCACUAACAGAGGACGAAAAGAUCAACAUAAAAUAUUGUCAAGAGAAAACAUGUAAAUUCUUGUUUCCAUACUAUCUUCGAGAACAAGAGACGCGCGCCAAUAUUCAUGCUCGCCUUUACACACAAUUAGCACGAUCUCUAAAUCGUACUUUAGUUCUAUCAAACGUUGGAAAAUCAAAAAUUCUAGCGUGUGCUCUACACCCAUUUGAUUUCUAUUAUGAUCUAAAAGCAUUCCAAAAACAUUAUCCUGACAUUCGAUUUAUAACUCAAAAUGAAUUUUUUAAAUGGUCAAAAGAAAGAAAAAUCCGACCAAUUGCGCAACAUUCACGGAUGAUUCAAGACAAUAAAAUAAAUGAUAUAUUAACCGUUCAUAAGCAAAAGACUAUGCGUGUCAUUGAAGGUGGUAAACUCGGAAGAAAACAAGCAAAAUCUUUUUGUUUAGAUAGAUUUAAUCUAAACAUCACGAAUUAUAAAGAAUUUCAUACAGGGCUUAGAAAGUUAAAUCGCGAAGCAAUGUUAAAACUUGUUACAAAUACUCUAAAUUCUUUAGAGCAUGAAGCAAUUAUGAUAUUAGAUACGUCUCCUCAAGAAUUUUUUCCGAGAAUCACUGAAACAAUUCCAUAUUCACCAUCUAUUAUUAAAGAAUCUAAAAAAAUCUUAAAGAAAUUAAAGCCUUAUAUAGCUGUUCAUUGGAGAAUGGAGCAUGCAGUACCAGAAUUAAUGCCAAAAUGUGCCAAUAAACUAGUUAAAACAUUAAAAAAAGUUCAAAAAAAAUAUGGAAUAACAAAUGUAUAUUUGGCAACAGAUUAUCCACUUGAUGGUAAACCUCAAUCACAAACUUUUCAUCAUAUUUCUUACUUUCAUAAAGAAGCCAUUGAGAUACUUGGACUAAAUGUAAAUAAUUCCAAACAUAUAAAAUUCGAUACAUGGAUUUCGAUGGACGCGUUCUCACAAAUUAGAGACGACCCAAAGUAUAAAUCAGAAUUUAAAAGUGCUGGUAUACAAGGAAUACUUGAUAAAUUAGUUUGCAUGCAGGCAAAAUAUUUCUUAAAGGGUCCGGAAGGUUGUGCUAGAACAUCUAGUACUUUUACAAGUGCUAUCGUCGAGGAAAGAAAUAAGUUUAAGAAUAAAUAUAAUUUGAUUAACAUUGUUUCCUAUUGGUGA
This is a messenger RNA of Racocetra fulgida, 1379 nucleotides long. NCBI's taxonomy places the organism in Eukaryota, Fungi, Glomeromycota, Glomeromycetes, Diversisporales, Gigasporaceae. The record is from the annotation of a GenBank genome assembly.